Messenger RNA from Maylandia zebra (zebra mbuna), 4852 nucleotides. RefSeq names its product NACHT, LRR and PYD domains-containing protein 3. The record is from RefSeq and is a predicted model, not a curated record. NCBI's taxonomy places the organism in Eukaryota, Metazoa, Chordata, Actinopteri, Cichliformes, Cichlidae. Gene Ontology annotation, molecular function: protein binding.
CCAUGCAUUCGUCUUCUGGUCUGUUAGAUUUAAUGGUGUCUUAGCAGAUUUGUAACAGUAAAAAAUAGGGUUUGUUUAAUGUAUUUAUUGACCAUCUAGUUGACUGUUUGGAAGCAAAUAUCUUCAGUGAACAGUCAGAGAUGUUAAAGACUGAGGACAAGGAGUAUUCCCUGACAGAAACUACAUGAGGAUUAAAGUACUGUAAAAAGAAAAUGGACCAAUCAAUCGUUAGUAAUAAAACAGAUGAUUUCUCUGAAGUUCCCUUUAUUCAGGCUGCGGUUCAUCACUUCCAGCCAAACUACACUGCACAGAGUGGUGGCAAUGUGGUCGCUCCUUCCAUAAUUGGUUCAAAUGUUGGCAACAUAAACAUCAAUAUCUUCUCAGCAACGCAAGAGUGUAAAGAGGACCUCAACAAUGACCAUACAGACAGCUGUGGUGCUCUGCCGCCUGAAAUUGACAAGGUUGCAGAAAGUCAACAAAACCUGAAAGCCACUCUGAGGAGGAAGUUCAGCCACAUUCUCGAGGGGCAGGCGACAGAAACAAACAAAAUCUCUCUCAAUAACAUUUACACAGAGCUCUACGUCACCGAGGGAGGAAGCGGCGAAGUCAACAAGGAGCAUGAGGUGAGACACAUCGAGACGACACCCAGGAUCCAUGUGGGCCAGGAAAAAUCAAUCCACUGCGAUCACCUGUUCGCUCCUCUGCCUGAACAUGGCUGUGACAUAAGGACUGUCGUCACACGGGGAGUUGCUGGCAUUGGAAAAACUGUUUUGACCAAUAAAUUCACUCUGGACUGGGCGGAGGAGAGAGCAAAUGAAAACCUAGAAUUUGUAUUUCCACUUUCGUUCCGAGAGCUGAACUUGAUGAAGAAGAAAAACUUCAGUCUAGUGGAGCUUCUUGUUGUGCUUUUCCCUGAAAUUAAAGACAUAGAAAUUUUCACUAAUGUGAAAAAAAACAUGCUCUUCAUCCUCGAUGGCCUGGAUGAGAGUCGCCUCUCUUUGGACUUCAACAGAUGUGAAAUACUGUCAGAUGUGACUCAAACUACCACAAUUGCCGUAUUAAUGACCAACCUCAUUAGGGGCAGAUUGCUCCCUAUGGCUCUCGUGUGGAUCACAUCACGCCCCGUAGCUUCCAGUCAGAUCCCAGCGAACUGCGUUGAUCUAGUGACUGAAGUUCGAGGUUUCAACAACCUGCAAAAAGAUGAAUACUUCAGGAGGAAAAUUAGUGAUGUGAACUUAGCAAACCGGGUGAUAGCACAUGUGAAAACCUGCAGGAGCCUUCACAUCAUGUGCCACAUACCAAUUUUCUGCUGGAUGGCAGCGACUGUUUUCGAGAAAACAAAAGAGAGCAAAGACACACCAAAGACUCUCACUCAAAUGUACAUACACUUCUUAUCCUUGUGUGAGGAGGCAAUGAAGAAAAGGCUGACAGGAAGAAGGGAGUCAAAUGCUGACUGUGUGAGAGCUAAUCUCCUGGCUUUAGGAAAGCUGGCUUUCCAAGAACUCGAGAAAGGCCACCUGAUCUUCAAUGAAAGCGACCUAAAGCUGAAUGGUAUCGAUACUGAGCAGGCAUCCAUGUUCUCAGGAGUCUACACACAGAUCUUCCAUGAGGAGAUGACAGUGUGCAAGGAGAAGAUGUUUUGCUUCGUGCAUCUGAGUGUUCAGGAAUUCUUUGCAGCGUUGUAUGUCUUCCUCACGUUCCACAACGACAACGUUAACAUCCUGGUGAAGUUGUCCGCAUCACGACGCUUUCUAUCCAGACCAUCUGAGCUCACCCUCUACAAAGAAGCAGUGGAAAAGGCUUUGCGGAGUGAGAAAGGAGAUUUUGACAUGUUUCUACGCUUCCUUUUGGGGCUGUCCCUGGAGUCCAAUCAGACGCUGCUGAAACAUCUAAUGGUCAACAACCGAACACAACAAAAGACAAGAACUGAAAUCGUUAAACACAUAAAGGAGAAGAUCAGGUCCAGUCCAUCACCAGACAGGUGCCUCAAUCUCUUCCACUGUCUGAACGAGCUGAAUGACCACUCCCUCGUGAAGGAAAUUCAGAGCUACCUCAGCUCAGGUAGCCUUAACAGAGCCAAUCUUUCACCUGCCCAGUGGGCCACACUAGUUUUUGUAUUACUGACAUCAGAAGAAGAGCACAGUACGUUUGAACUGGGCAACUACACCAGGUCAGAGGAGGGUCUUCUCAGGCUGCUACCUGUCGUGAAAACAGCCCAAGUAGCAAAUCUGAAUGCAUGCAACCUUACGUUGACCUGCUGUGAGAACCUGGCGAAUGCCAUCAGUUCAUCCCAACUUAGAGAACUGGACUUGAGUAACAACAAUCUGACAGAUGUAGGACUAAUGAAGCUCUCCAGUGGGUUGAGGAACAGCAAAGUGGAGGCGCUCAGACUGAGGAGCUGUAGCCUAACAGAACGCAGCUCCAAUGACCUGGCAUCAUUUGUCAGCUCUGCCUCUUGCCUGCUAAAACUACUGGACCUGAGUGAUAAUGAGUUUCACGAUUUAGGAGUUAGAAGGUUUUCUGAUGGACUGAGGAGCUCUGACUGUAAACUGGAAACCCUCAAUUUGUCCCUGUGCAGUGUGGGAGAAGAGGGCUGCAUUUUCUUGGCAUCUGCUUUAAACUCAUGCCACCUGAGAGAGCUGGACAUGAGCUACAACCACCCAGGGAACUCAGGGUUGAAUCUUCUAACAGCUCUGAAAGAGGACCCACAAUGCAGCCUGGUGAAACUCAGCAUGGACCAGUGUGGUGAGUUCCGGAUUCAGCCAGGUCCAAAGAAAUAUAUCAUCAAACUCACCCUGGACCCAAACACAGCACAUAAAGAUCUUUCUCUAUCCGAGGAAAACAGGAAAGCAACACGCUGGACCAAGCAGCCAUAUCCAGACCAUCCAGAAAGGUUUGAUUUCUGGCCUCAAGUGUUGUGUAGAAAAGGGCUCACAGGACGCUACUACUGGGAGGCGGAGUGGACUGGGAGAGUCUUCAUAGGAGUAGCCUACAAACGAAUAUCCAGGAAGGGAGAGACUGAUGACUGCUGGUUAGGUCGAAAUAACUCCUCCUGGGGCUUGAACUGCAACAAAGAUGGAUACAAAGCCUUGCACAAAGGCACAGGCAUUCCUAUAACCACCAAACCCAACUCCAACAAAGUAGGAGUAUUCCUGGACUGGUCAGCAGGGAUGCUCUCCUUUUACAUGCUCUCCUGUGGUUCCCUUAAACUCCUUCACACCUUCCACACUACCUUCGAUGAGCCUGUUUACCCCGGGUUUCACCUUGGCUGGGUGGACUCAAAGGUUUAUUUGUGCUAAGUAUCGCCAAUCUGCUUUUCUGAUCUGGAGACACCCGAGAAUUCUGUUUCAUCUAAAUGCUGGACUUCUGAGCCUGAUGCCCAUAAUGUGAUAAAAGAGCUGCAGCUAAUUUCAAAUUACACCAGGAUUCUUUUUGGUUGCUAUUAGCCAUAUUGGCUCUGUAUGGAAUGGUAAUUCUGGACAGUUCAGAACUUUGGAUUCAAGCUGAAACAUUGCAUUGUAUAUAUUUCCAUGAAAUGAGUGACAAUGAUACUAGUGAUGUGAGCUUUUCAGAUAACACCACACUGUGUGGUCUUAAAGGAACGAAAAAAGGUUGACUGUGAUCAGUACCUAGCCUGCUGUGAAGGUGCUUCUGUUAUUCACUGUGAUGUUUAUUUAGAUGACAUCACGUUUAAAAUGUACUUACCAGAAAAACUGAACUUUAAUCUCUUUAGAGCAGGGUCUCAAACUUAAAUGAGCUGUGGGCCACUGCUGGCACUGUCAUCUGAUGUGAAGGCCACUUCAGCACAAAAAACACACAAACAAGAAAACACAUAAAUAUUUCCAAAAAUGUUUAAAAUUUCAAAUAUUGUAUAACAAGAUAAAACUGCAAACAUGAAUGCAUUAUUUCCUCACUCUUAACUGACUGAACUACCAAAUAAACAAAUUGGUCCUCUCUUUCUGAUACAGUUUCACAAGAAAACCACAAAGUUGAUAUAGCUGCAAAAACAGCUGCACAGGAAGGCAUACCUUUGACCUUCACUAUGUUACGUGAUUAUUUUGAAACCACAUUAGAUCAGCACCUAAACCCGAGAAAGACUAAAAACAGAGCAAUAGAAAAUGCAGAGGGAAUUCUAAAGCGACUAAAUAGAAAACCAAUCCUAGCUAACACUUUAUAUAGAUACAACACUCCAAUAUUGCCUCAACAGGAGGGAUGGUAUUUAUAACAGUGUUUACUACAUAUGGAUUUAGUAACUACUCAGAAAAUAUUGUGCAAGGUGUGAAAUACGCAUACAAAUGGAUUCAACACACUCACAUGGAUUAUGUAGAAAUAUUGCUUAGUAAUGAUUGACCCUUAUUCUAAAUGAGUGGAGGCUUUUCCCUGUGCUAAACUGGACUCAUACACACCCCAAUAAAAGAAAUAAUUCCCAGAUUUGGAAUCCGAGAAACACUAUAUAGAGAUAAGGGUAAGGAUUUUAUUAAUGAAGUAAUAAAUAGACAAGCUCAAAAUUGAAGAAUAAGCUUAAAAAUCACUGCACAUAAUUACAUUUUCAAUUUUUAUUCUGACACAUAUCUAAGACAAAACACAUAACCAAUUUUUUUAAAAUGUACUUAUACGCAAAGGAUGUGUUCAGUCAACAAUCUAUCUAUCUAUAUAUCUAUAUCUAUAUAUAUAUAUAUAUAUAUAACGUUUCUUGACUCCAAACUGGUCUCAAACUGUGAAGCUGGGUGCAAAAAAGGGCAUCAACAUCUGUCAUGUGCUUGUUUCCACAUUGAUAAAACCACGAUGAUUACAUUUUAGUGUGAAUUUAUUAGGUCUGUUUUAUCCAUUUCCCUAGUGCUAUGGUUUAGAU